AUGGCGGCAGCAAACGCUCCUGAAAAAGAUUCUGCACUGAAAAAACGCAUCUUACCCCGCGGAUUGCAGAAGCUCAUCGAACAAUGUUUGAAGAUCUACCCCGAUCAAACGAAUCCGUUGCAGGUGACGACUGUGCUGAAAUACUGGCUCGGUGGUUUAGAUCCGCUGGAUUACAUUAGCAUGUAUCACAAUGCGGGCGAUCCGGAGCAAAACAUUCCACCGCACUGGCACUACGUUAGCUUUGGACUGUCGGAUCUGCACGGUGACGGUCGUGUGCAUCUGGCGGACACAUCCGGCGGUCUCGAGCCACGUUCCGGGAUGGGUUUCGAGCUAACGUUUCGAUUGAUCAAAUCACCCGAUGCACCCGCCAACGAACGUCCACCGACGUGGCCCGCCAACUUGCUGCAAUCGUUGGCCAAGUACGUAUUUCAGUCGGGCAAUCGGCUGUGCACCGGAGAUAACAUCCCCUGGCGUCGCUCGCUUGACGGUAGCAAGGACACUAGUACGGCCAUUCAGCAUAUGCUCAUAGCGGAGGAUCCACAGCUGCCCCGUACGGAAACACCGUUCGGUUGGGUGGACUUUCUGCAGAUCGUAGGUGUCACGAGCGAGGAGCUGGAGCAGGCUUCGCGCUGGAACGGGAAGGGUAUGCUGAAUCUGCUGACCAAAGAUCCUGCCACCGGUGGACCGUGGCUGAUCACAGACAUGACCCGUUCGAGCAGUGUUUUCGAACAGUUCCCGGAAACGCUCCGGCAGCUUGAGCUCGAUCUGGAAAAGGAAGGAUCCGAUCUAGCCGGUGUUAAUGCCGACUUUACCUUCAAGGAGCUGGCGAAAGGUGCACUCGCUGCUGGCAUCAAACAAGAGGUGCUCGAUCCGGACGAGGACCUAUCCCGUUCGAUCUCCUCCUGCAAUAUCGCCGUAAAGCAAGAAACGAACGAAGACGCCUUGGAACGAUCGACCGGCUCGACCUCGUCUGAUAUGGUUAACCCGUUCGACAAUCCAAACAUACCGUCACGCGUGUUCCCGCUGACCGGGAUCGAGCUGACGCUGGCACCGUAUGCGGCCAAAUUUCUCAUGCUGGCAGUACGUGAUCGCAUCCGGCACGGACGACACUUUACGUUCAAGGCACAGCACAUGGCGGUCACGUUUGUCGCUGAAUCGGUCACGGGAUCGAUCGUGAAUCGUCAAACGCCGUACGCCGUGCUGGGCAGCUGGGUUCAGAUACUUAUCCCGAACCGGUUGGUACCGCGCAUGGUGGACAGUUUCGGCGAGUUGAGCACGCGCAGUGUAGACAGUUUGAAAAUUCCACUCACGUACGAGUGGCCGGAACAGAAUCUCAAGUUCAUUAUCGACAAUCCGCCGCCGGAACUGCUCAACCAGCAAGGCCCGAUACUGGCGUGAGU
Anopheles maculipalpis is the source of this 1400-nucleotide messenger RNA. RefSeq names its product suppressor of fused homolog (gene Su(fu)). NCBI's taxonomy places the organism in Eukaryota, Metazoa, Arthropoda, Insecta, Diptera, Culicidae. The record is from RefSeq and is a predicted model, not a curated record. Bases 1 to 1398 code for a protein of 465 amino acids. The transcript has 2 exons. Gene Ontology annotation, molecular function: transcription factor binding. Gene Ontology annotation, cellular component: cytoplasm; nucleus.